AUGUCGUCCCAGGCUCGCGACUAUGCGACAGGAGGGCAACCUACCGAGCUCAAGACAAGCCCCUUGAGGCCGACGCAUCUCGACUUAGAGGCGCAAUCGCUUCCAACGUCCACCGAGAAGAUAGAAGCCGUAUCUCCAGUAUCACCUACCGAUUCGGUCCGUUUUCGAAAGGUCGCUCGCUCUAACACGGCCAAGACAUAUCGGCCCGAUCGACGAGGUCAAGAAUGGCUCCCAGGCUCAGAACCUGGCAUAGAUGUGUCUUCUGGCGGUCAGCCGCGGUCUAGCCUCCUUCAGAUUCACGAGGAAUGUGAGAUCACGAUUGUCGAUUUUGCCCAAGAUGAUAUGAAGCUACAUCACCUAGACAACUGCACUUUGGCCAACUUUCUAACCAAUCCGCGCCCUGUCUGGUCAGAUUGCAGAUGGAUCAAUGUCAAUGGCUUGAGCUGGGAUGUUAUAGAAAUCCUUGGAAAGGACAGAUACUUACAUAGGCUAGCCAUUGAAGAUCUCAUGAACCCAAGGAAUAGAACGAAAGCAGAUUGGUACUCCGAUCAUACGUUCAUAGUCCUGCCCCUUCAAAAGCUCAUUCAUUACAACGCUGACUCCAAUCCUGAUUCUGACUCAUCGGAGGCUGAGAAGGAUGACAAAGAGCUGAGGGAUUCUGGGAGAAAACAGAGGCAGAAGAGAGGGAAGCGUAGGUGGUGGCCCAGCAGCUGGAGGAGGAGGGAAGCAAAAUGCGAGUCGGGACCUGUUGUUUCGAAACUUGAACACACGAGUAAUGGCUCACUUCAAGAUUGCAUUACCCCUAGGCCACGGACUGCCACGAACAAGACGCGGACUCUGCAGCGGUAUCUAGGUGGACCAAAUCAAGAACGAAUUGAUUAUAUGGAGAAGCACUCGGCGUUAGCGCCUAAAAGACUAGCGGUUGGCGUCGAACAGGUGUCCAUCUUUCUCACUUCGGACAAUACUGUCAUCUCAUUCUUUGAAAGCUCGGCUGAUGACGUUGAGACUCCUCUUAUCCGGCGACUUAAUACACCGGAAACCAUUCUAAGGCGAUCCAGUGACGCAAGUAUGAUUUGUCAGGCUAUCAUUGAUGCUAUCAUUGAUCUCUCCAUCCCCGUCGCCACUGCUUAUCAAGAUGUCGCAGGCGAAUUAGAGCUCAACGUCCUGACCGAAGCUGAUGUAAGACAUGCCUCAGCCCUCUAUGUUCUCACAUCGGAGAUCGUCAGCUUCAGGAGCAAUAUUUCCCCUAUUGUCAACCUUGUGAACGCUUUGCGAGACCACAAGCCAGAGCCUGUCGGCACCCCUGGCCUCACAGGGAGAUCAGGACGCAUCAGUUCUAGUGUCACGAUCAGUGCAACAGCUCAAAUAUAUUUCCGUGACGUAGAGGACCAUUGCGUCUUGCUGAUGGAUGGAGUGGAUCAGAUGAGGAGAUCUGCAGACAACAUGAUUGAUUUGAUCUUCAACACGAAUAGUGCCCGUCAGAAUGAAAGUAUGAAACAACUGACGCUUGUGACCAUCCUUUUUCUACCGUUGACUUUCCUCACUGGCUACUUCGGAAUGAAUUUCGAGGACUUCACAGGUAUGUCUUGA
Bacidia gigantensis is the source of this 1590-nucleotide messenger RNA. RefSeq lists its product as uncharacterized. Gene Ontology annotation, cellular component: membrane. The transcript has a single exon. Bases 1 to 1590 code for a protein of 529 amino acids. Gene Ontology annotation, molecular function: magnesium ion transmembrane transporter activity; cobalt ion transmembrane transporter activity; cobalt ion binding. The record is from RefSeq and is a predicted model, not a curated record. Lineage: Eukaryota; Fungi; Ascomycota; Lecanoromycetes; Lecanorales; Ramalinaceae. Gene Ontology annotation, biological process: transmembrane transport; metal ion transport.